AUGCAGAAAGAUGUGGAAGCUUUAGAAGCACACAAGGACCAAUCGUCGUCGUCGAGCCCGACCGAGCCUGGCUUGCCCGGUUACGGUGACGGUGACGGUGAUCAUGGCGCAGUCGACGACGACACAUAUCACAUCCAAGCCGACCGGCUGGCUCGCCGACUGUCAGCCCGUCAAGUGCAGAUGAUUGCGAUCGGAGGCACCAUCGGCACCGGUCUGUUCUUGGGCACGGGCAAGUCCCUGGCCACGGGCGGGCCGGCGUCGACCUUGAUCGCAUAUGCCAUUGUCGGCGCCAUUGUCUUUGUCACCAUGCUCUCCUUGGGCGAAAUGGCCGCCUUUGUGCCCGUCGCCGGCUCCUUCUGCACCUUUGCCGGCCGCUUCGUCGACGAUGCCCUGGGCUUUGCCUUGACUUGGAACUAUUGGUUCAAUGAUGCCGUCUCGACUGCUUCCGACAUCAUUGCGCUGCAGCUCCUCCUGCAGUUUUGGACCGACAACUUUCCCGGCUGGGCCAUCAGCUUGAUUUUCCUCGUUGUCGUUAUUGCGUUGAAUCUUUGCCCGGUGGGGGUAUAUGGCGAGGUCGAAUAUUGGCUCAGUCUCCUCAAAGUGGUGACGAUAGUCAUCUUCAUCAUCAUCGGAAUCGUAGUCAACUGCGGCGGCAACCGAGACCACCACUACAUCGGCGGCCACAACUGGUACAUUGGCGACGCGCCGUUUGUCGGCGGGAUCGGCGGCUUCGCGUCGGUGUUUGUGACGGCAUCAUUCGCGUACGGCGGCACCGAAUCGAUCGCUAUUACUGCCGGCGAGACGAAAAACCCGUCGCGGACGCUGCCGCGCGUGGUGCGCAACGUGUUCUGGCGCAUCGUGCUGUUCUACAUCCUGUCCAUCCUCCUGAUCGGCCUGGACGUGCCGUACACGUACCCCAACCUGAGCGAGAAGAACACCAGCACCAGCCCGUUCACGAUCGUCUUCACGCAAGUCGGCGCCCACGCCGCCGGCAGCUUCAUCAACGCCGUGAUUCUGACCAGCGUCAUCUCGGCGGCCAACCACGCGCUGUUCGCCGGCUCCAGACUACUCUACACGCUCGCCGUCGACGGCUACGCGCCCAAAUUCUUCGGCCAUCUGAACCGCUUCCACGUGCCCUGGGUCGCCGUGCUGGCCACCUCGGCCAUCAGCGGCCUGUGUUUCGGCGCCAGCUACAUCGGUGCCGGCCAGCUGUGGUCGUGGCUGCAGAACCUGGUGGGUGUCUCCAACCAGCUCUCGUGGAUCUGCAUCGGCCUGGCCUCGCUGCGCUUCCGUGGCGCCGUCAGGGCCCAGAAUCUCGAGCACUUGCUGCCCUUUAGGAACUGGACUUAUCCCGUCGGCCCCGUCCUCGCCGUCGGCCUCAAUAUUGUCUUGGUGCUGGUCCAGGGUUGGUCGUGCUUCAGUCCGUCCUUCUCCGCCGUCGACUUUGUCUCCUACUACAUCGAGAUCCCUAUCAUGUUGGUCAUGUUCGUCUUCUGGAAGCUCGUCAAGCGCACUAAAUUCGUCCAUCUGCAUAACAUGGAUCUGCUUACCGACAGAUACAAUCUGCAGCACGACUACAUCAAGCCGGAGGCUGCACCAGUCGCCGAGUCUGGCGAGGAUGGUGGUCGCGGGAGUCGAAGUGGGAAAUUCCGCGGUCUAGUCUCGCAGGACGAGGACGACAAGACCUGGUUGGGAAGGGCAAAGAGGUUGGGAAUGUGGUUGUUCUUUUAA
Molecule: messenger RNA, 1731 nt
Organism: Capronia epimyces CBS 606.96
Lineage: Eukaryota; Fungi; Ascomycota; Eurotiomycetes; Chaetothyriales; Herpotrichiellaceae
Product: AAT family amino acid transporter
Exons: 2
Coding region: 1-1731 (576 amino acids)
Biological process (GO): amino acid transmembrane transport
Cellular component (GO): membrane
Molecular function (GO): amino acid transmembrane transporter activity
Source: RefSeq, a predicted model, not a curated record